Messenger RNA from Brassica oleracea var. oleracea, 1200 nucleotides. RefSeq lists its product as uncharacterized. The record is from RefSeq and is a predicted model, not a curated record. The coding region runs from base 1 to 1200 and encodes 399 amino acids. The transcript is spliced from 2 exons. NCBI's taxonomy places the organism in Eukaryota, Viridiplantae, Streptophyta, Magnoliopsida, Brassicales, Brassicaceae.
AUGCAUCCACAUGCUUCCCGCCGCGACCGGACACCCCGAGGACCAGUUCCUCAAAGCCCUAAUCACAACAUAGCUCCUCCCAACGCCAUGCUCGAGAUUGCUGCCUCUCAACCUUACACCACCGUCCACCCUCCCCGCUUCAACUCUUUCGUCCCCGACGCUCAAAUGCUAUUCCACGUCCUCGGAAUCUGCGACCAGCUAAUGCUCACCACCACCCAGUUUCUCCGAUCUUCUCCUUCCUGGCUCCCGAUCGUCUCACAGCUCUACAUCUCUCUCCUCUGGAACUUCACCAUCCUUCGCAACUUCUCCUUAGCCUCCUUUAACGGCCGCUUCUUCGACAUCACUCCGAUCAUCCCCGAGUUCACAUCCUUAUGGAACGCUUCAGCGUUUCAUAUAAACGCUGAUUACGCUAGACAGAUCCCUAUACCAGCCAUAAUCCUCGACCAGCUUCACCACUUCGCCACCAGCGACGACACUGACAGCUUUCAGUUUCAAUGGUACGGUAACGUCUUCUCUCAAAGCAUUCAAGAAUACGAACCGCAUGGUCCACAACUCUGCGGUUCACUAUUCUCCACACCUCAGCAAACCGCCUCUGCUCGCGCCUUCUGGAGCUCCGUCUUCGUCGGUGCGACACGUGUCAACGCCGCCGGUGAAACCGCUCCAUUCACUUCGAUUCUAAACCUCUUCGGUUUCGAGAAUUCUCAAACCAACUGGUUCCAGUACACAUGCAUUGUCAUGCAUAACUAUUCAAAGUACGACUACGGUUCUGUCCCCUUGAGCUCGAUUCUCCCGACCGAACUCGGUGCUGUCGCCGUAAGAGGCGCCCCUUCGAUCAACGAAGCAACUCGAAGCUUUCUCUACCCAACCGACGCCGAGAUCGAGCCGUUCACUUCGUCGAGAUUCAAUCCUCGCCGUCAAAUACCGUUAGCAAUGUCAGUCACUUUUAAGCAUUGUGAAAAUGACGGGCUUGGUGAAGAAGUCGAACGUUAUGCUAUUGUGGCUCACACUAACCUUCGGUGGCCUCUUGAGAAUGGUGAUCAGAACGAGUGGACUCGCGUUAACUCGUGUGUAACUCAUAGAGGAGAUGUUUGGUCGUUAAUGUGCCAUCGUUUCUCAAACCCAGUAGUCAGUCUUCACUUGCAAUUAGGUCAAGUCCUCGUUUCACGCUAUCAUUUGCACGAGCUUUAUCUUAUAUAUUAA